Messenger RNA from Contarinia nasturtii (swede midge), 4525 nucleotides. RefSeq names its product dorsal-ventral patterning protein Sog (gene sog). Lineage: Eukaryota; Metazoa; Arthropoda; Insecta; Diptera; Cecidomyiidae. The record is from RefSeq and is a predicted model, not a curated record. The transcript has 8 exons. Gene Ontology annotation, biological process: multicellular organism development. The coding region runs from base 1296 to 4280 and encodes 994 amino acids. Gene Ontology annotation, molecular function: protein binding.
ACACAUAAAAUUAUAAAAAAAACCUCCACUUUGGUUGUGAGUUGCAAUCAACAGUAUCGAAUCAUUUUCAUUCUGCGAACGAUUAUCGUUGUACAAACGUGAUAUUUGUAAUUUAUAAAGUGAUCUCUAAAUCAAGCCAUUGGUGACGGCAAUCAACUGUCUACUUUGACGAAAUGCAAAUUGCACUCGACUCGGUGGUUGUUGCCUAGUGCGCGAAAAUAGUGUCUCCUUUUUUGUGUGUAUGAUUAAUGUGUUGUAGUCGUCGAUUUUGUGUAUGUGUGUGUGUGCGUGUGUGUUUUAUUGUGUCUGUAUUGGUGUUCGUACAUCGGUGUUGUUGUAUUUGCGCGCUUGGCAAUAGAGCAAGAAAGCAUGCAAAGUAGAAAGAGUGCGUGAAUCAGUUCGAUUUAUGUAAUUAUUUUGUCUAUAGUGAUUCGAUGUGUGAUUAUGACUAUUUUAUGCAUCGUCGAACUGUCUGACAGAGAAUUUAUCGGGUGAUUUUAAUACAAUCAACAAAAAUAGAAAUAAACAUUAGCCAUUUCGUCCGCCAUAAUCGUCGUCCGCGUCUUCAUCGUCACCAACGUCGAUAAUAGCAAAACAUAUUGAAAUCAACUCGUCACCUGUCCGAUCGUUUAAUGAUGACGUGAAAAAUGAUUUGUUUUUUUUUCUCUCUCUCUUUCUCCUUCUCUCUAUCGCAAUCCAGGCUCAUCAAUCACCAAUUUAAUGCUGUUUAAACUAAAGCAUUGCAUUUAUUUAAAUUGAAACGAGUGAAAAAAAAAUAACGGAACGAGCGAAGAAGAAAAAAAGAAGCACGUGACACACAACGUAAAUACACGCCAAGAAUAAGUGACAAAUCGACCGAAACAGCAUCGAACGAGAUUUAUUCCCGACACACCGAUUGAGAAUGAAUAUGAAAAAAUUCGAUAAAAUUACGAAGAAAACUUUUUAUUUCGAUUAAAUGUCAAUUUGAAUUCCGAAGUCUUUGGGGUUUUGUUGACAAUUUAUUUAUUUUUGCUUUGCAUCUGCGAGAUACAUUUACACAUAAAACACACAUACAAAAAAAAACAGAUAGAAAUAACGAAAGAAAGACGCCGCCGAGGCCGAAGAACGAGAUAAGAAGAUAAAAAAAAACAAACAAACAAAACAUAAGAAAAAAAAAACGGGUAAAGGUAACGCGCCACCACGCGGACAAUAAUACACUAGGAAGUGUAUUAGUUGUUUCUCUACGAAAAAAAAAACAAAGCAAUAACAAUAACGAAUUUCGAAUAAAUCCGAAAUAAGUAAUCGACCGACCCAAAAUGAACAAGAGACAAACGAUGAUGGGUUCAGUGAAAUGGCGAAUGUGGGCGAUAGCGGUAAUCGUGAUUUUGUUUGGAGUUUUUGCAAACCAAUUGAUGGUUUCAGCAUCCCCAAAUAUACGUCGGCGACACAGUACACCACCAAGACUGAUUGCCGAAGACGAAAGAGACAAAAGAGGAGCUGAAUGUCUGUUUGGGAAAACGUUGCGUGAAUUAGGCUCAAAAUGGUAUGCCGACCUGGGACCACCGUUCGGCGUUAUGUAUUGUAUUGAAUGUUCAUGUAUUCCGGUAACAAAACGACGACGAAUUGUGGCUCGAGUCCAAUGCAGAAACAUAAAAAACGAAUGUCCAAAACUUGAUUGUGACGAACCUUUGCAGUUGCCAGGGAAAUGUUGCAAAGUGUGUCCGGGUAAAGCAAACGAACAACAAGAACUAGCACAAGAUGUACCAGUGCUGCAAACACAAGAAGAGGAAGAAAAAAAUAUGAAACAUUUUGGUGCUCUGUUAACCACACGCACAUCGUAUUUCUUGAAUCGUGAGGAAAUUAAAACGCCUUACGUUACUAACAACCCAUUAAAUAUUAUUGCAACCGGUCGUUUUACGUUCCACAAGAAGAAUUUGUAUUUCUCAUUUUAUGUAUCGGAACGAGCAAGCCGUCCACGUGCCAUUCAAUUCAUCGAUGAAACUGGUCAUAUUCUCGAAGAAAUCAUUUUGGUACAAUCGAGCAAUAUAUUCAGCGUCUAUCAGAAUGCAACCGGAAAAGUUUGCGGCGUAUGGAGACGCGUUCCACGCGAAUAUCGACGUCAAUUGCGCGACGAAGAGAUGAAUGUUGUGUUGUUAUGGGGUUCAAAAUUACAUGCUGAACUCGCAUUGGCUGGCAAAAUUUCAAAGUAUCCAGCAUUAUCAAGUGAAUUGUUUACAUCGUUGCUUGAGGCACCAUCUGACAAAGGUGUUGUUCUGAAAGAGCUAAAUGGAGCCGGUGGAACGGCUGUUGUGUCAACAAGCAGCGGUGCAACAUCAUCGAUUCAUUUAACAUUAGUUUUGAAUGGUUUAUUCCUUAAUGAGAGUGCCGAUGUUCCGCUAAAUGUUCGCCUCGAAAUAGCCGAUAAAAAGCAAAAAGUUCUUCAAGAUACGGUCGUUGUAAAAAAAUCCAAUUAUGACUAUAAUGUUAUUGAAUUCUCAUCGCCGGUAACGACACAAGAUUUACGAUCAUUGACUCGCGGUAAAUUGAAUUUGAUUGUGGAAUCACGACGACGACCAGAAAUUCAUAUUCAAGGAUCGAUUUUAACGCGAGCAACAUGCGAGAUUUAUCAAACAGUUUUAGCACCAACAACAACCGAAUCGAAAACAACGACCAGCGGAUUAGCAUGGGCUUAUAUGAAUCGUGACGGUGCUCUUGUUUACAACAUUUACACGGACGAUUUGAAAUUGCAAGAGAGCCCGCUCAUCACAUUGGUUGACGAUAGCGUUAAGCGUAAAACUGAUUUAGAAGAUUUGACACCAUCGCUGAGUUUUAACAAUGCAAUCGGUGUACUUGAUCGAAUGGGUCCACGAGUUUUGGAACCAUUGUAUGCAAACAAUUUAGCCAUUAAUAUUGCCACGGAAAAUGAACAGAAUUUAAUACGAGGACGAUUGAUUGGAAGACAAUUAGCCGAUGCACGUGACUCAGAAGAACCAAUCAUUUUAAAACGUUUGGACUCGAAUGCACCGGCACAUCUAGUUGGUAUGGCAUGGGUUGCUGUUGAUAACGAAUGUACACUUCACUAUGAAAUCACAUUGAACAGUUAUAAUGCACAACAGGGCCUUGAAUUAUACUUGGAGGAGAAACCACUUGAGGCCAUUAAUGCACCAGUUACGACAAAAAUUUUAGAAGAAUUCAAAGGCGAGUAUUUGGAAGGUUUCGUGAUGGGAAUGUCAGCAUAUGAACUAUCAAAAUUGGAGACAAGCGUGUGUUAUUUACAAGUUAAAGCUAAAGAGAGUGGCACACAUUUAUUGAAGGGUAAAUUGAGAUCGGUUAAAAUUCCAAUUCAAUGCACAAUGCCCGGAAUCGAUACGAAUCGAGUUGGUGAUUUAGGCCCAAAUGAUCAUACCGAUAAUAAUGUACCAACCGAUCCAAAAUGCUAUCAUUCGGGCCGAUUUUAUGACGAAGGCGAACAAUGGCAAAAUGGUUUGGAAACGUGCAGCAUGUGCGCUUGUAUUUACGGUCGAGUGAAGUGCGAUAAACUAGAAUGUCCGCCGUUGGAUUGCAAAGAGGGUGAAUUACGACCACCGCGCAAGGGUGAAUGUUGCCCAUCUUGUUCACCGAAAGAAAUGGAUAUCAAUUCGAAUGUAACACGUGGUUGUCGUUUGGGUGAUCAAUUCCAUGCAGCUGGGUCAUCAUGGUAUCCAUAUCUUCCACCAAAUGGAUUUGAUCGAUGCGCCACUUGCACAUGCAAUCCAAUCACACUGGAAGUUAAAUGUCCACGCGUACAAUGCCCCCCGCUUGCAUGCUCAGACAAAAUUGCAUAUCGUCCGAAUAAAAGCGCUUGUUGCCGGAAAUGCCCCGAGGUGAAAGAAGCACCAGUGGAGAAGAAGGCACACGAUCCCGAAUUGAUGGGUGAUCAAGGCACAAAGAAAGGUACAAUCAAAUCGGUCGAAGAAAUUUUAUCACAUGGAGGUUGCAAGAUGACAAACAACUUCUAUGAAAAUGGACAUGAAUGGCACCCAACAAUUCCGUCGCACGGCGAACAAAAAUGCGUUAAAUGCAGAUGUAAAGAUUCAAUCAUAAAAUGUGAUCGCAAGCGUUGUGCUCGUGCAGCCUGCAACAAAAGUGCGGCACGAAAUCGUCUAAAUGGACUAACACCAUCACCGCUCCAUGAAAAUGCCGAUGAUUGUUGUUUAUCACAAUGUCGUUCGCGACGGCAUCAAAAGCAAAAGCAACGUCAGCAACGAGAACGACAAAUUGACCGGCAACAACAAAGAUCCCCUGGCAAUUCAAAGAGUUGAACGCGCCAAUCAAGUCAUCCAUCAUUAUAUAUGUACUAAGCCAAAUUUUUUUUUCUUCAGAAAACGAACAAACAAGCAAUUUUCACAUUAAAAAUUGAAUCAAAUCUGAACAAACUAAAUCACAGGAAUCUGCUGUAGAACAAAACGUUUAAAAAAAAUUCAAGAGACAAUUCGAUUUAGGCAACAUUUUCAUCAUCUUUUCAUUUAAGAAAUGCACACAGACACAUAAACACACACACACACAC